AAAAAGGAAUAUCAAUCCCUUUCUUCACACUCCUGACUCCACUCUUUAUUUCGGAAUCAUUUCUCUCUCCCACAAUCUCCUUCUACUUCAAACUCCAUCCCCCUCAUUCUCGUUCUCUGAAACUUCUCUUGAUUUUUUUUUUUUUAUUGUUUCCCGUUUCUUCUUAUUGUUGAAGCUUCUUGAAGAUGUUCAUGGAUUCGAUUUUGCUUUGACGUAGAAGCUCCAAUUUGUUGAAAUCGCGUUUCAGCCUCAACCAUCAUGAGUACUCCUCCUCCUCCUCCUCUUAUUUUCUGCUUGAUUAUCUUCUUCCUAAGUCUCCUCUUACGAUUACAUUCAGCUUUUGAAUUUGACAAGGUAACACGUUUACCUAAUCAACCAAAAGUUGAAUUUAAUCAAUUUGCUGGGUACAUCACCAUUGAUGAUACCCGAGAUAAUCAGAAAGCACUCUACUAUUAUUUCGUUGAAGCCGAAGUUGAUGCUACUUCCAAACCGGUUGUUCUCUGGUUAAAUGGGGGCCCUGGAUGUUCAUCGGUUGGUGUUGGGGCUUUUCAAGAACACGGCCCCUUUCAACCAACCAAGGAGGGUCAUCUUCUUAGAAAUCCAUUCAGUUGGAACAGAGAGGCAAAUAUGAUAUAUUUAGACUCCCCCGUCGGUGUUGGUUUCUCGUUUUCGGCCAACACCACUUAUUAUUUUCUCCUCAAUGAUCGAAUGGCAGGUUUAUUUCUUUUCUCUUUUUACUUGCUUAUUUUUUUCUGCAAUUUAAUCAACCUCAACAAUCAAUAUGAUAUACUAACUAAUUCCUUCCUAUAUAUACAUAUAGCAAGGGAUAAUUUGUUGUUUCUUGAGGGAUGGUUCAACAAAUUCCCCUCAUACAGAAACAAUGAGUUCUUCAUCACCGGAGAAAGUUAUGCAGGUCACUUUGCACCUCAGCUUGCCCAUCUCAUCAUCCAAACCAAAUCCAAAAUCAACCUGAAAGGGAUCGCCAUUGGCAACCCCCUUCUUGAGUUCAACACAGAUUUCAGUUCCACAGCUGAAUUUCUGUGGUCUCAUGGACAAAUAUCAAAGUCAACAUUUGAAAUGUUGAAAUCGGUAUGCAGCUACGCCGAAAUUCAAAGGCAGAGCAUAAAUUUCACACUUAGCACAGCAUGUGCUAAAGUGAAUCUGCUAGUGCAAACAGAGGUCACUGCAUAUACUGAUGCAUUUGAUGUGAUUGUCGAUGUUUGUCUACCAUCAAAAAAGCAACAGUCAUCUAUGUUGACUCAUCAUCUGUAUGCUGGAAAGGGGACAUGUUCGGCUGAGGAAACAGCCAGAUACUUCAAUAGGAAAGAAGUUCAGCAAGCUCUACAUGCUCACCUUCAAGAAGGGGUGACAAAUUGGUCUACAUGCAGUCAGGUUCUCAUAUAUGACUUUAAAAAUCUUGAGAAUCCUACCAUCACUUUGCUAGGAACCCUUAUUAAGUCAGGUGUAAGGGUUCUAGCCUUUAGUGGAGAUCAAGAUUCAGUCAUUCCAUUUAUUGGGACACAGUGGAGAUUCAAAACACGUAGAGCACAAACAACACCAGUAGGUGGAUGGACACAAGUCUAUGGUGGCAAAUUAUCAUUUGCAACCAUAAGAGGGGCAGGGCAUGCAACUUCGUCUACUCAACCGGGCAGGUCACUGGUGCUGUUCAAAUAUUUUUUGAAAGGAACCCCACUUCCCUAUAUACAUUGACAAAGUGGUAGUAAAGUUUGCUGAAGGAUAUUUAGGUAAUUGCUGAAAUUGAUAUGAUAAUUGCUGACUGUCUUGAUUUGCUAGGUAGAUUGCUUAAUGUUAGUAUAGUUGCUCUUAAGAGGUGUAAGAAUAGGGCUGCUCAUGACCUUGUAGGAAUGGCUAGAAAUGUAGGAACUAUGUUGUGGCGGGGAAAUGUCCCUUAACCAGUUGCUUCUUAAAGACCUUUUAUUAUGGCUAUGAACAUAAUUAUAUUGUAUGACUAUGUCUAUGUGGAUUGUAUUAUUACUUAAUUUGUGGAUGAGGUGUUUUGUAGGAGUAUUUGCUUGUGCGCAAUGUAAUUGAAUCUUAAAUUAUAAUGAAUUUACUGGUGUUGUUUGUGCUCUA
Trifolium pratense (red clover) is the source of this 2094-nucleotide messenger RNA. RefSeq names its product serine carboxypeptidase-like 45. The record is from RefSeq and is a predicted model, not a curated record. The transcript is spliced from 10 exons. Gene Ontology annotation, cellular component: vacuole. Gene Ontology annotation, molecular function: serine-type carboxypeptidase activity. Bases 259 to 1710 code for a protein of 483 amino acids. Gene Ontology annotation, biological process: proteolysis. Lineage: Eukaryota; Viridiplantae; Streptophyta; Magnoliopsida; Fabales; Fabaceae.